Messenger RNA from Helianthus annuus (common sunflower), 793 nucleotides. RefSeq lists its product as uncharacterized. Gene Ontology annotation, cellular component: NuA4 histone acetyltransferase complex; nucleus. The record is from RefSeq and is a predicted model, not a curated record. Lineage: Eukaryota; Viridiplantae; Streptophyta; Magnoliopsida; Asterales; Asteraceae. The transcript is spliced from 5 exons. Gene Ontology annotation, biological process: regulation of transcription by RNA polymerase II. The coding region runs from base 123 to 515 and encodes 130 amino acids.
CAAACCCACUUGGUAAAUCCGGAUCCAAAGCCGAAUCCCUAGCUACCCGAUCAUUUUGAAUUUGAUUCAUCUUUCAAUCGUUAAAUUGGUCUUGAAUCCUUGUGGUUGGUAAUAAUUUGAAGAUGAAUAACGGUAUCAAUAAGAAAAGCGGAGGUAAAGAAGAAGAACAAGAUGGAUUAUCGGUUCAUUCUCCUUGCAAAGCUCCCAAUUCGUCUGCUUCUUCUCUUCGAAAGGAGCAAUCCCAAGUUGAUUUGGAGCUUAAACUAUUAGAAGCUCUUGAAAUCUAUCCCCCUGUAAAAUUACAAGGAAUACACCGCCACUUUGUUCUUUACGGUCUAACAGAAUACAUGCGGAGAAGCUUCAAUAGGCAGUUCUCUGCUUCGGAUGUCCUGCAGAUGUUGGAUCGGUUCUACAACUUGGAAAUGCUGAAACCGGAUGAUGAGGAAUCCAGAAUCCUGAAUCAAGUGGAGGAAUUUAGCUUGCCACCAAGUUAUUUUACAAAGGAAGAAUCUUGAACACAUCAUAGCUUAUGUAAAUAGACAUUUUGUCUUCUUGGCCCAAGGUGAAGAUCAAAACUUUGGUGGAGUGGUGCUUUAUAUCUCGAAUUUUAGAAAUAUAAUAUCUUUAUUUUAAAAAGACGACGACAUCAAGUAGCCUUUUAAGACAAAUUGUGUAACAAAACCAUAUAUUGUUUUUUCAUAUGAAAGCUAGGGCUCUAUGUUUUGUAGGUUGCCAACAAAUGUGGAUUAGCAUCUGGCACGACCUAUACUUUUAUUCAUGUCAAAUUCAUCAA